CACAUUGCAAAACAUUGCUGGGUCAAUACUUCACCCCAAAACGCGAAGUGCAGGGCAAAAUAUUACUUUUCCACAAUGAAUUUGUUAAUGAAAUUAACCUUCCUUGCCACCGUUUGGCUUUCGAGCACCUUUGUUUACGUGAAAGCGAAUUCUCUCGAGUACGAUGGUUGGCUAAACAUAGCACUGUUCCACGCGCUGGAUAUCGACGAUCCCAGCAAAUUUACCCUGCGAGGCAACGUUACGGUCACAAACCGCAACACCGGGCUGGUCUCGGUAGCACAGGAACCGCUCUCCCUGCAAGACCGAAACAAGCUGAAGCGAUUGGCCCAAGAGAACCGGCUGUACCGUCUCGAGGCACAUGUGACAGACUCCGAGGGAGUCACCAAGUUCCUUACCUCCUCCAAAGCGUGCGCACUGGCAAAAUCGCAGCUCACCGAUGUGCUGUGGGUUUCGCUGGACCAUACGGGCACGGUCACCGCCGUCACGCAAUCGGUCAACAAUGGCAACCUGAACGAGUGUGCCGACCUGUCCAACAGCGACGUGGACGUGCUGGACGAGUUUAACACGGAUGUGUACGUGAAGCAUACGGAGCCGGCUCCGAUUCCCGACACGGCUAGCUUCAUCCAGAAGAUGGAGCGCGAACGGGAGGCCCGGGAGCGGGGCGAAACCAAAGACAACCGUAGCUUCUUUGCGAAAUAUUGGAUGUAUCUUGUGCCGGUGGUGAUUUUGCUGCUCAUUUCCGCCACCAAUCCGGAAGCAGGACAGCAGCGCUAAGCGCGCAGGAACGGCAAGGAUCCUUCUGCUUCAGUUUCAUUUUCUGUCAUCCACACCAAAUAUAAAAGAAGCAGUACGAUGUGUGUGUGGGGAGUUCUCUCACUAUCGACGA
This is a messenger RNA of Anopheles arabiensis, 886 nucleotides long. It is a transcript of the gene EMC10, whose product is annotated as ER membrane protein complex subunit 10. The record is from RefSeq and is a predicted model, not a curated record. Gene Ontology annotation, cellular component: EMC complex. Bases 76 to 774 code for a protein of 232 amino acids. The transcript is spliced from 4 exons. NCBI's taxonomy places the organism in Eukaryota, Metazoa, Arthropoda, Insecta, Diptera, Culicidae.